UAUCGCAACAGAAUGUCCAGAUGGAAGUAGGAAGGAGUCCCAGUCGGAUUAGAGAGUCGCACUAUAUAAAGUCCUAUAAAAGAAGCCCCACCUGGGAGCGCCUCUCUUCAUAAUAUUACUCACAGACGAAAUUCUGAUCAGACGAUUAGUUUCGAGAAGCGAAAGAACUUGCAAGCGAAAGUCCAAGAAACCGCCAUGGCCGGCAGGGACCAACUUGAGGUCCUCAACGUGCUCGACCAAGCCAAAACGCAGCUAUACCACUUCACCGCAGUGGUGAUCGCCGGGAUGGGGUUCUUCACCGAUUCCUACGAUCUCUUCUGCAUUUCCCUCGUCACCAAGCUCCUCGGCCGCAUAUAUUACCAUGUCGAAGGGUCGUCGAAACCCGGCAGCCUGCCGCCGAAUGUCGCCGCCGCAGUCAAUGGGGUCGCCUUCUGUGGGACCCUAAUUGGGCAGCUCUUCUUCGGGUGGCUUGGCGACAAGUUGGGAAGGAAACGCGUCUUUGGCAUAACGCUCAUGCUUAUGGUCAUGUGCUCCAUUGCUUCCGGCCUCUCCUUUGGGAGCUCGCCAAACUCAGUGAUGGCCACUCUCUGCUUUUUCAGGUUUUGGCUCGGCUUCGGCAUCGGCGGAGAUUACCCGCUCUCCGCGACGAUCAUGGCGGAGUACUCCAACAAGAAGACACGUGGAGCUUUUAUUGCUGCAGUUUUCGCCAUGCAAGGGUUUGGAAUUCUUUGUGGCGGCAUGGUGGCUAUAGUAGUCUCCGCCAUCUUUCGGACUCUGUUUCAUGCACCGGCUUACUCUGUAGAUCCAACCGGUUCAACUGUCCCUCAGGCGGACUAUGUUUGGCGGAUCAUUCUCAUGUUCGGAGCAGUGCCUGCGGCUUUGACUUAUUAUUGGCGCAUGAAGAUGCCGGAGACCCCUCGUUACACUGCGCUCGUUGCCAAGAAUGAAAAGAAAGCUUGCCAGGACAUGUCAAAGGUUUUGAACAUUGAAAUUCAACAAGUCAAGGAGGCGAAAGAUGAGGUGGUAGCGGUUAAAAAUAGAUCAAAUUCUUUCGGGUUAUUCACUCGAGAAUUUGCCCGCCGGCAUGGGCUGCAUUUACUGGGGACGACAACAACUUGGUUCCUGCUGGACAUUGCUUAUUAUAGCCAGAAUCUGUUCCAAAAGGACAUAUUCAGUGCCGUUGGCUGGAUCCCUCCGGCAAAAACCAUGAGCGCCCUUGACGAGCUUUACAAGAUUGCAAGGGCUCAAACGCUGAUUGCUCUCUGCGGCACAGUUCCCGGCUACUGGGUAACCGUCCUUCUCAUCGACUAUAUUGGAAGGUUUGCCAUUCAGAUGAUUGGGUUUUUCUUUAUGUCCAUUUUCAUGUUUGCCCUUGCAAUUCCCUACCACCACUGGACACAAAAAGCGAACCACAUUGGCUUUGUGGCCAUGUACGCCUUAACCUUCUUUUUCGCCAAUUUCGGGCCUAAUAGCACUACAUUCAUCGUUCCGGCGGAGAUAUUCCCGGCAAGGCUUCGAUCAACUUGCCAUGGUAUUUCUGCAGCUUCGGGAAAAGCCGGUGCAAUAGUGGGAGCUUUCGGGUUCUUGUAUGCAUCACAAAGCCAAGACAAAUCAAAGACCGAUGCCGGGUACCCUCCCGGAAUUGGUAUGAGAAAUUCUCUCCUUGUGCUUGGCGUGAUUAGUGUGUUAGGGCUAUUCUUCACGUGUUUGGUACCGGAGUCAAAGGGGAAAUCGCUGGAGGAGAUGUCAAGGGAAGGUGAAGAAGAAGAAUGUUAAUUAAGAUCAAGGUCAUGAUGAAGAGCAAUUCAGUAGUAUUUAAUUAAACUGCUUAAUUAGGGUUAUUGUAGAA
This is a messenger RNA of Alnus glutinosa, 1849 nucleotides long. RefSeq names its product low affinity inorganic phosphate transporter 1-like. The record is from RefSeq and is a predicted model, not a curated record. Gene Ontology annotation, cellular component: membrane. The coding region runs from base 196 to 1776 and encodes 526 amino acids. Gene Ontology annotation, biological process: phosphate ion transport; transmembrane transport. The transcript has a single exon. Gene Ontology annotation, molecular function: phosphate transmembrane transporter activity. Lineage: Eukaryota; Viridiplantae; Streptophyta; Magnoliopsida; Fagales; Betulaceae.